CGGUGGUGCUUUGGCAUUUGCAGGUGGAGGAGAAAGGAUAGAGCUGCGUGGCAUGGCGUGCGGAAGAAAGGGCGAAAAAAAGGAGCUGUGCGGAAGAAGAAAGCAGGAAGAAGGGAUGGCGAAAAAAGCAGCUGCAUGGAAGAGGAAAGAAGGAAAGGGGAAGAAGCGCAGAAGGGGAAGGAAGGGAGGAAAAAAGCAGCUGCGUGGAAAGGAGAAUGCAAGCGCUGCGCGGCAUGGCGAAGAAAGAAAGGAAAGGCGGAGAAAGGAGAUUUUUUUUCUGGUCCUCCGACCUUCCCCAUGCUGUGCCGCGCAGCUCCUUCCUUUCUCCUCUGUAGUAUCAUUUCACCCUAUCCAUCACAGUGCAUGACUCGUUGAUGGAUAGGGCGAAGUGAUACUACACCUCUCGCUGCUCAAGUCAACGCCAAAACACCAACAAUUGUUUUCCCGCAUGCUGUACUUCCGCAUGCUAUUUGCAGGAAGGAAGUAGUAUGCGUGAGAAGUAGCGUGCGGAUGAAGCCGCCAGUGUUUUGGCGCUGGGCAGGGCAAGGAGAAAAGGAGGAGGAGCUGCGCCCUGAUCUAAUGGUAGUAGUAAUCGCGUCCUCCGUGCCCUUCCGGUGUCUGGGGGUGAGCUUCCGGUCGUUUUGCUUUCCCCCUUCCCCCUGGAAUCUCAGGGGUUGCAAGUGUUGGUUCUUUGCUAUUGCUACAUUUCCAAGUCCACGUAUGGAUCCGCCCGAGCAGGUGCGACAAGGAUCCCACAACCCCGACCACGGGGGCUCAAUUCAGAGCCAGAUAAAUAUGGCUUAUAUACCUACAGACGAGGAAAAGAUGAUCUUCAAAGAAUGCAAUAAUGAAAGUUUCUGGUAUAGAUCCCUGCCUUUUUCUGCAGCUGGCAUGCUGGUCACUCAGAUGUUAAUUAAGAAAGGAUUUCUUACAACUAAUUCAAGGUUUGGAUCUCUUCCAAAAGUUGCAUUUGCUGGCAUAUUUGGCUACCUUGGUGGAAAGAUUUCCUAUAUGAAGACAUGCCAGGAGAAGUUUAAGAGGCUGGAUAAUUCACCACUGGGAGAAGCUCUAAGGCAACGUAGUAGACCUGAAUAUUCUCAGAAGCCUGUAUUUUCAAAUGUGCCUUCCCAGAAGCCUUUUGAAACUGUUCCAGAAGGCCCACUAUCUUCCACAUACUCUGGUGAUCAUCAUGGAGUGGCUGGUUCACACUCUAAGUAUGAACCAAUCCCAUUUAGUUCUUCCAUGAAUGAAUCUAGUCCCAGUGGAAUAACAGACAGUAUCCCAGGAGAACCUAUCCCAUUUCUUGAAGAAAGUCCAAAAAGAAAAGGAAUCACGUAUGAAGAAUUAAGGAGCAGAAAUAGAGAGAUGUAUGAGGCAGGAGUAACGCAGAAGUCAGAAAUUCCAUCAAAGUCUUCACAGGAAAGACCGUUAAAGAAGGAAGUUAAAGUUAAUAAAUAUGGAGAUACUUGGGAAGAGUGAAAUCCUUUGUACCACCUGGACACAUUUCUUCAAUCAAAUAUUUCAGCUUUAUCAAUGUCAAAUAUCUGAAUGUUCUGUUUGGAAUGCAAAUUGAUUACAAUUAAAAAAAAUACUUAGGUCUCUCUCUUUUUCACUUGGCAAAGUAAGAAUGGACUGUUCCCCUUACAGUAUUUAACUUGGAAGCAAUUGGAUGCUAAUGACUAUAUCAUAAUUUUUAAAGCACCCCUCAUUAUUUUAAUGGUGAGUAACUAGAGCCACUAGAAUUCACAGAAGGAACCAGUUAAUAUUAGGUCUGCUUGAAAGGUAGUGCUGCUGAAAACAGAAGGGCAGCAAAGACACUAAGGCCUACUACCUUAAUUUGAAAGUAAUUUAAAGGGAACAUAAAAAUUUACAAGGAAAAAAACUUCCAACUAUGUAAAAACUAGUAGUUGAAUACAAAAAUAAUGAAGAAAAACAUGAUGGUUUUGGUUCUUUGAAAACAUUUUAAGAUUAAAAUGUUCAUAUUUUUAGUCUUUGGAAAUAUGCCCGUGUUUAGAUAACACUUGUGUGGCACAUGCUUUACAUACACAAGGUUCAGGAUAACAGGGCUUCAAAAGAUCCCCGCAUAAGGCCUUGAAGAGCCACUGUGAGUCAGAACAGACAGUACCGCACUAGGUAACCCAAUGGUAUAGAGCAACUUUGUGAGUUAAGACUUGUGAACUUGCAGUUAUAAUAAACCUGAUUUCCUAAAA
Hemicordylus capensis (graceful crag lizard) is the source of this 2210-nucleotide messenger RNA. It is a transcript of the gene OCIAD1, whose product is annotated as OCIA domain containing 1. Bases 511 to 1479 code for a protein of 322 amino acids. The record is from RefSeq and is a predicted model, not a curated record. Gene Ontology annotation, cellular component: endosome. The transcript has 8 exons. NCBI's taxonomy places the organism in Eukaryota, Metazoa, Chordata, Lepidosauria, Squamata, Cordylidae.